This is a messenger RNA of Oncorhynchus keta (chum salmon), 8649 nucleotides long. RefSeq names its product breakpoint cluster region protein-like. The record is from RefSeq and is a predicted model, not a curated record. The coding region runs from base 772 to 4806 and encodes 1344 amino acids. The transcript is spliced from 23 exons. Gene Ontology annotation, cellular component: membrane. Gene Ontology annotation, molecular function: protein serine/threonine kinase activity; guanyl-nucleotide exchange factor activity; GTPase activator activity. Gene Ontology annotation, biological process: intracellular signal transduction; protein phosphorylation; positive regulation of GTPase activity. Lineage: Eukaryota; Metazoa; Chordata; Actinopteri; Salmoniformes; Salmonidae.
UGUCUCCAGUACGAGACUGGAACACGCAACCACAGGGGUCUAUAGGCGAUGAACGGUGAAGAUCUGGAUAAACUGUACACUAACAAUGAACCGCGAAAACAUGGGAUAACAAGGCAAAACAAAUGAUAAUUUAUCCUCGAUUCGGGAUAGGAACAAGAUAAAAUGAAUUUGUUGUGGGGAAACCAUCAUUCUUUCUUUUCUCUCAUUUUAUGCCAUUCUCCUUGGACGCUGAGCUGGUAUAAAGAUCUAGGAACAGCUGGAGCCGGUGAUCAUGGAACAGGGAUGUUGUCAUCUGAGUAAACGAAGUUAAUCGAUUAUGGAAUAUAUGGAAAAAUCUUGACUUGAAUAAGACAAUGGAAAGUAAGUAGUUGGAGAGCCAUUAUCACUUUCUCAUCACACGGGAGUUCUAUAUCCAGAAGAUCAUCCGCUCAGAUUUUUUUCUGGAAUAAUGCAGAAGAGGCGAGACCAUCAUCAAAUAUGAUUCGUGUCUGACACAUUCCCAGGUUUGAGUGAUAAGCCUAUUGCUAUUGUUGACGAUUAAAUAUAUUGUCACUGCGAAUCGGUAAAGAGGUGAUAACACUUAAAUUGUCAGUUUUUGAACUGGUUUAACAUACCAUUAAUAUGAAUGGUAUUUUUCUAUAGUAGUUUCUCUCGGUACAUUCAGAUUUUUUCCCUAUCAGAUACUGUAUGAUAGACGAGAAAUAACGAGCCCCGUAGACUACUGGUGACAUCACCCCAGUCAGAUCUACUGCUGUACAGUAAAUAUCAACAAUGGUAGAGCCUGUGGGAUUUAUUGAAGCAUGGAAAGCGCAGUUCCCCGAGUCGGACCCCCCAAAGAUGGAGCUCAGGUCAGUGGGGUGCAUCGAACAGGAGCUUGAGAAGUGCAAAGCCUCCAUCCGGCGGCUAGAGCUGGAGGUUAACAAGGAGCGCUUCCGUAUGAUCUACCUGCAGACGCUGCUGGCCAAGGAGAGGAAGAGUUAUGACCGCCAGCGCUGGGGUUUCAGGAAGGCCCAGGUGAACGAGGUAGGGGACCAGGCAGGGCUGGGCGCUGAGUCUCAGCAGCCACAUGUGCAGGAACAGGGGGAGCGGAGCCGGUUCCAACCGGUGGGGGAGGCUAGGUCCAAACCUAGACCCCCUCCAGCCCGGAAGUCAGCCUCCCACGGAGACGGGCUGGAGCUCCAGUCUGCCUUCGAGGUACCCCAGCAGGUAGAGCCCUGUGAGACAGACGGCCUCUCGCCCUCCAAACAGAAAGGAGGUAUAUCCCCUCGCCGCCAAAACCCACCCCCAAACAAGGACCUACUGUCUGACCCCAAUGACAAGCUUGGCAUGGGACUGGGGGUGGCAGCGCUGAGGUCUAACUUUGAGAGGAUCAAGCGGGCCAACUCUCACUCUGCCGGGGAUGGAGGGAAGAGCCAGGAGAAGCAGCAGCCCUUCUACACCAACAUGGACUUUCACCAUGACAGGGGCCUGGUCAGGGUCAAUGACCGAGACGUCUCUGACAAGAUCAGCACCCUGGGCAGCCAGGCCAUGCAGAUGGAGCGCAAGAGAUCUCUGCACUCCCUGCCAGGCAACUUGGCCACUGUGGCAGGUGAGCUCCGCACUCGGCCUGUCUACAGGGGGCGCUCUACAGAGAGCACCUGUGGGUACGAUGCUGAAUACGAGGAUGGGGACCCCAACCCACGCCACCCCAAGGCCAACGGGGGCAAACAGCCCCCUCCACCCCCAUGGCAACCCUCUGACUUCCAGCCUUACACCAGCGUCUACGUGGGCGGGGUGAUGAUGGGCGAGGGUGGGGGGGAUGGAAGAGGGGGCGUCAUCAUGAGGGACCACAUCGGAGAAGAGCACCACCUGACCUGGCCCCGGCGCUCCUACUCUCCCGGGAGCUUUGAGGACGUGGGGGGCGGAGGCGGCGGCUACACACCAGACUGUAGUUCCAAUGAGAACCUAACAUCCAGUGAGGAGGACUUCUCGUCUGGCCAGUCCAGCCACGUCUCACCCAGUCCCACCACUGCCUAUCGCCGGCCCUUCAGGGAGAAGAGCCGCUCACCCUCGCAGAACUCCCAGAACUCCCAGCAUUCGUUUGACAGCAGCAGUCCCCCCACGCCACAGUCCCAGAAGCGCCAACACCAGCAGGGCCACGUGGUCAUGUCCGAAGCUACCAUUGUGAGCGUCCGCAAGACUGGCCAGAUCUGGCCCCCACUCGAUCCGAACUCCACACCGGCCAGCAGAGCCUCCCAUGACAACAGUUUCCAUGGAGACCUGGAUGGUCCGUUCACGGGGACCCCUCCCACUUACGGGUACGAUGCGGACCGUGCGGAGGAGCAGAGGCGCCACCAUGACAUCCUGCCCUACAUCGACGACUCGCCCUCCUCUUCGCCACACCUCAGCUCCAAGAGCCGCAGCAGCCGAGACACCCUCUCCUCCGGAUCCCUUGAGUCCUCCAAGUCGACGGAGUUGGACCUAGAGAAAGGCCUGGAGAUGAGGAAGUGGGUUCUGUCUGGGAUCCUAGCCAGCGAGGAGACCUACCUCAGCCACCUGGAGGCACUGCUACUGCCUAUGAAGCCUCUGAAGGCAGCAGCCACCACGUCCCAGCCCGUGCUGACCAUCCCCCAGAUCGAGACCAUCUUCUUCAAAGUGCCCGAGCUUUACGAGGUCCACAAGGAGUUCUACGACGGCCUGCUCCCCCGGGUGCAGCAGUGGAGCCACCACCAGCGCGUGGGGGACCUCUUCCAGAAACAGGCCAGCCAGCUGGGAGUUUACCGGGCCUUUGUGGACAACUACGAGGUUGCUGUGGAGACGGCUGAGAAGUGCUGUCAGGCCAACACGCAGUUCGCUGAAAUCUCUGAGAACCUCAAGGUGAGGAGCACCAAGGACUUGAAGGAUCAGUCAGCCAAGAACUCUCUGGAGACUCUCCUGUACAAACCAGUGGACAGAGUUACUCGUAGCACCCUGGUACUGCAUGACCUGCUGAAGCACACGCCCUCCAGCCACCCAGACCACCCCCUACUCCAGGACGCACUCCGCAUCUCCCAGAACUUCCUGUCUAGCAUCAACGAGGAGACCACGCCCAGACGCCAGUCCAUGACUGUCAAGAAGGGAGAGAACCGCCAGCUGCUGAAGGACAGCUUCAUGGUGGAGCUGGUGGAGGGAACCAGGAAGCUCCGCCAUGUUUUCCUCUUCACCGACCUGCUGCUCUGCGCCAAGCUCAAGAAACAGAUCGGAGGGAAGAGUCAGCAGUAUGAUUCCAAGUGGUACAUCCCUCUGUCAGACCUAACCUUCCAGAACGCAGAUGAGUCUGAGCCUCUGCCCAUCCCCCAGGUCCCUGACGAGGAGCUGGACGCCAUGAAGGUCAAGAUCUCCCACAUCAAGAGUGAGAUCCAGAGAGAGAAGCGAGCCAACAAAGGGUUGAAGGUGAUUGACAGGUUGAGGAAGAAGCUGUCGGAGCAGGAGUCUCUUCUGCUGCUCACCUCCCCCAGUAUGGCCCUCAGAGUACACAACAGGAACGGCAAGGGUUACAUGUUUCUGAUGUCUUCAGACUACGAGCGCGCUGAGUGGAAGGAGACGAUCCAGGAACAGCAGAAGAAAUGCUUCAAGAGCUUCUCCCUGACCUCCAUGGAGCUACAGAUGUUGACCAACUCAUGUGUGAAGCUGCAGACUGUCCACCACAUCCCACUCACCAUCAACAAAGAAGGCCAAGAGGAUGAAUCCCCUGGCCUCCAUGGAUUCCUGAAUGUAAUCGUCCACUCUGCCUCGGGGCUCAAACAGAGCUUGAAUCUGUACUGCACGUUAGAGGUGGACUCCUUUGGCUACUUUGCAAACAAAGCCAAGACGCGGGUGUAUCGCUAUACCACAGAGCCCAAAUGGAACGAGGAGUUUGAGAUAGACCUGGAGGGCUCUCAGACCCUGAGGCUGCUGUGUUAUGAGAAGAGCUACAACAAGACCAAGCAGAACAAAGAGGAUGGAGACAGCACCGACCGCAUCAUCGGCAAAGGACAGAUCCCGCUUGAUCCCCAGACGCUCCUAGGCAAAGACUGGCAGAGAACGGUCAUCCCCAUGACCGGGAUGGAGGUAAAGCUUUCUAUGAAGUUUACCAGCCGAGAGUUUAGUCUGAAGAGGAUGCCGUCACGGAAACCCAUGGGCGUGUUCGGAAUCAAGAUUUCCACAGUGACCAAACGGGAGCACUCCAAGGUGCCCUAUAUCGUCAGACAGUGUCUGGAGGAGAUUGAGCGGAGGGGGAUGGAGGAGGUGGGCAUCUACCGAGUCUCAGGGGUGGCUACAGACAUCCAGGUCCUGAAGGCUGCCUUCGACACCAACAACAAAGACGUGUCUGUAAUGAUGAGUGAGAUGGAUGUGAAUGCCAUUGCCGGGACUCUGAAGCUGUACUUCAGAGAGCUGCCAGAACCCCUCUUCACUGACGACCUGUACCCCAACUUCGCAGGAGGCAUUGCCCUGUCUGACAGCGUUGCCAAAGAGAGCUGCAUGCUGAAUCUACUGCUGUCACUGCCAGAACCCAACCUGGUUACAUUCCUCUUCCUUCUGGAUCACUUGAAGAGGGUGGCUGACAAGGAGAGCAUCAACAAGAUGUCCCUCCACAACCUGGCCACGGUGUUUGGCCCCACCCUGCUGCGGCCUGCAGAGAAGGACAGCAAGAUCCCCACCAACCCCACGCAGCCUAUCAGCAUGGGAGACAGCUGGUCCCUGGAGGUCAUGUCACAGGUCCAGGUGUUGCUGUACUUCCUCCAGCUGGAGACCAUCCCCACGCCGGACAGUAAGCGUCAGAGCAUCCUCUUCUCCACCGAAGUGUAGUGUUCCACAGUUUCCCAUCAUGAUGACAAUGGGAGAGAGAGGCUGUGAUAGAGACGUCGACUCAAACUGAGUCUACAGUACAGUAUGUCCAUUUGGGAAGGCUACUGAGAGUGAGAAUGGCCUUUGCUGGACUGCAGCAGGAGAUGUAUUCUGCACUGAUUCUGGACAUACCUUGCAGAGGGCGCCACCAUCCCUCUGAGAACAAGAGGGUGGACACCAAUCCUCUGUUGUACCACACAUAUCUGAUGAUGAUAACGCAUUAAUACAUCACACCCAAUCGCCAGUGUGACUCUUUGUGCCUCUCUGAUGCAUCAUAUCCUCCUCUUCUCGCUCUGUCUCUUCGCUCUCAUGUCGAAGCUCCACAGCUUGUGUACGUGUACGGAAUGAAUGCCACUAUUGAACAUGCCUGCUGCAACCAUAAAUGAAACACUUCAAUUUGAGUCUGAUCAGCAUGUAGGGGAAAAGAGUGUCCAAGGUUUUCCUUUUUUUUGUUGCUAUUGGCUCCUGCUUUGUAGGCAGAAAAACAGGCAGGGCCUGCACAGCGUUUUGUUUAGCCUUUUCAAAUGUUGAGUUAUUUCUUAAUCCACUGCUGAAGAGAUUCCAACCAUAUGUUUUACACAUGAUACAUUAGGACCACAAUGCUACGAGAGUUGUGUUGAAAAGGAACAUCUGGGUUCUCUGAAGACUUUUAAAGAGGAACAUCCAGAGCUGCCAGGAUCACCAGUCUAUUUGUGUGUCCCAGGAAUCCACCACUCACAACAACAACAAAGUGUUUACAAGGUAAACAAAUCUUGGACAAAGGCAGAGAUGGGGAGACUGCAACAAAGGCAUUUGUGAAAUAGGAACAGUCGACAGAAACAGAUUAUCUAUCAGUUAUAAUAAGACUGCCUACAGUUUGGACCAUAAAGCAAUUCCCUCUAUUUAUGUUCUUUGUGUUUCAAGUAGACCUCAGCUUAAAUACCCAGGAAGCAAUAGAUUUUUUAACAUAGGAGUUUGUCUGCGUUUAUAUCCUUAGUCCGGGGAUGUCCUCAUGGUAACAUAGGAGAUCUUGCCAAAAUGAUCUGUUGUUUGGGAUAACAUUUAACUAUUGUAUUUACAGAUACAGUACAGUAUGUACAUAAUGCUGUAAUUGUUUUAUUUGUUAUGAUUAUAAUUUAUGAAGAAAAAGGGGGGGGGGGGGCAGAAAUCAAUGUUUUUUUUUCUGUGUUUGUUUUGAUUUGAUGAAGGUGGUAUAGGUUACAGACUUGAGUCCUGGAGGUCUGAGGUGAUGGGAGAUCAUAUGCUGCCUAUGUAACCAGGAUGUAGCCUUGUUGUGGGAAUGACUGCAGUUUUGUCCAGCCUAAUGUUAGCCAUGUAUCAUCAUUAAGGUAACACUCCAUCUUUGAAUGCCAAUGUCACAACCCCUCUUCAUCUGUUCGAGUGUUCCAGUCCCUAACAACCCACCCUGAAAUCUUCAUGUGUUACUGAAGUAGGAUACAAAACAGUACAUUUAGUUGUAUACAGAACAACAAUACCAUGUUUCCUCUCUACAAUGUACAAUAAUAACAUGUUCCCUUUCUACAACUUACAACAAUACCAUGUUUCCUCUCUACAGCUGUGUCGGUGGAGACAGUUAUUCUCAUGAUAAUUCACCUGUUUCAAACAAGUUGCGCUAAAUUGUGGAUGCUUAGCCAAAGUGGACCAUUCUGUUGAUGUUAUGAAGGAAUACUUGUUUAUCCUCUUUUCAAUGAAAGUGACCCAUCUGUUUCUCACCCAUAUUUAUGAGGGUGUCUGGACAGCUGUCAUGAACUGCCCUCCACACCCUUCCUGAAGCUCUUCUCCCUCCUUGUCUGCCUGAUAGUAACCCACCAAAGGGCCAUGGAAAAGAAAAUGCUCUUAGAAUAUUUUGUUCAGAAGGAAAAAAGAGAAGAUUUAUAUUAGAAUGGUUUUAAUUUCAGUGCCUGCAGGCAUGUAGUCAUGUUUGAUUAAUGCAGGCAUGUUUGAUUAAUGUCAUUUUCUUGUGUGUGUUGUCAUAAACAUAUUGCUAUAUUGGACAGCAGGAUGUUAGUGACCAACAAGUGUUUUGGUUUUGAUAAACCAAGCUUAAAAUAUGAUAUGAUAUGAUAUUUAAUUCUGGCUGGAUAAUUAUUAACAAGUAAUGUGUUUACUAACUCAGUCUGUACUGCUGUCUGCACUACUGAGAUUUAAUGUAGAACUCCGACAUUUUGAAGUUAGCAGAGACAUUCCCGACAGUUUUGACUGUACAGUAGUCAGUAGCUAGUGUAAAAUCUGGCAUCUGAGUGUGUGGUUGUACAUGCAACAUUCAUGCGCACACAUGCGUAAGUGAGUGAAUGAAAUAAUGGGACGAUUUGCUGUAAAAAAAAAAAAAAGUAGAUUUAAGACAUAACGUUUCAAAUCCGGACUUAUCCAUAUGCUAACAUAUCAACUAAAUCAGCUCCAGUUAAUAGCCAUAGUCAUCAUUUUAGUAACACAUUUUGUCCUAAUAUAUCCUCACAUGUCCCAUACACACAACUGUACAUUGGAGGAAGCCAUUGGUUAUGAGAGAGAAAGGCAGUGCAUUCACCAUUCAUUUAGAUCUCUUUGAUUUAUAUCAUUAGUGAUCAAUGUGACCCACUCUGCUCCAUUGUACCUCUGCGUCACAGCUUUUAUUCAGAAAGUAUGGCGCUGAUUUCAAUGUGUCAGUGGAAUUGCUGUAAGGAGACUUACUGGGGUGCUGAAAACAGACCUGUCCUUAAGGCACCUAUUUUGAGACCAAUACAUGAAUGUAGAGUUUGGUAUCGCACUUCAUGGUACUAUUAGCCUGUGUGGGAGAUCUUGUCGGAAUAUUAUGAUACCAAGCUAAGCCCAAUUCAUGUUUGCAAUCAUACGAGACAGACACACAAAUGCUUAGUCAAUAACCCUCACUCUGACUUAGCUCUGUCAACAUUAGCAAAAAUAACUCAUUUUCAGCUUUUCUGUUCCAGUUCUGUGUAAAAUGAAGUCUACUGUAUUUACGGAGAUGAAUACCCUCAUCUGAAGGAAAAAUAUAUUAGUAGUAGCAAAGUGGUAUCUAUACUUGUAGAAGGAGGACACUUUCAAAAUUCACUGUCAUGUUAUAUGACUCAUAUAUAGAUAAUAUCUCUCAAGGCUCUAUGCUAUGCUGUGUAUCGUUCAUUUGCAAGAUGUACUUUGUUUUUUCAAAUAACUGCCAAACCGUUUGUAACCAUCUGCUGUCCUAAUGUAACUACUGUAUGUAUCAACACGUCACUAAUCCAAAACAUGAUCUCAUUUGGAGGGGCUUGCACUUUCAGUUCCUUUUGGUUUUACUCCAGACUGCCCACUGUGAUGCUUUAGGACAUUUUCUGUGGUUUGGAAAAACAUUUGCAAGAAAAGAUGAAGGUUAUUUGAGUUUAUAUAGGUUAGUCAUCUCUCUAACCUUGUCUUAUGGUUGUACAAUAUGUAUUGUAUGUAUCAUACUAGAGGCAUUGGGUUCUUAGGUUUAUUUAUUGUGAUGUUCAUCAAUACAUUUAGGAUUAAUCAUGUUAUAAAACAGUUGAGUAAUUAGGCUUCAACUGAAAGAGAACUUGGUUAUUGAUUGUCAGUGUGAUUCUUCAUAGGGCUAGUCACUUACCCUGCCUCUUUCACAACAAAGUCAUAUAUGGCAACAUAAGAUUAUUCUAAAUAUGUGUACUAUGUUUUAAAGUCUAAAAAUAUGGAAUAUAUUACUCUAUGUACGACUUUAGCAUUUCAGUGUAUGCAUACUGUAUGAUGAAUGAAUAUGAAUUCUUUCAGUCCUUGUAAGUUGACAUGAGCCUGGCAAUAGUUUAUUAUAAUUCACUCCCUUAUUAAACAUAUUUUAAAUGA